Naegleria gruberi is the source of this 831-nucleotide messenger RNA. RefSeq lists its product as uncharacterized. The transcript has a single exon. The coding region runs from base 1 to 831 and encodes 276 amino acids. Gene Ontology annotation, molecular function: phosphatidylcholine lysophospholipase A1 activity. Lineage: Eukaryota; Heterolobosea; Eutetramitea; Acrasida; Naegleriidae. The record is from RefSeq and is a predicted model, not a curated record.
AUGGGAUCCCGAUCUUCCACUCCUUCAAAACAUAAAUCAAACACAGCCACUCAACAACAAAUGUCAGUCGCUAAACCUUCUGCAGAAGAGAAACCAGCCAUCAUUAUUGAUAAUGACAAAAUAUCCUAUCCAAUAAUUGCUCUCGGAGAUUCCAUUACUAAAGGUUACUAUGCUCGGGGAACAAACUUUCAUCCCUAUUCUGUUAAAUUAAAUCAAUUAAUUUCCAAGGCUAGUACAAGAGUUUAUGAAUUUGGAUUAUCGGGAGAAACAACAGAAAAGAUGAAGGAAAGAUUGAAACGAUUGAUUGAUAAAAAACCGAGUAUUGAUGAUCAAUUGGCGCACUUUAUUGGAGAUAAUUAUGAUAAUAUUCCAGAAAAUGAUAGAGGACCAAUGCACCUUCCUAUUAAUGAGUUUAGGGGUGCCAUCAUUAUUGGAGGAACGAAUGAUCUUGCUUAUGGAUUUUCAAGUGAAAAGAUUGCAAACAAUAUUAUUGGAAUGUAUGAGUAUUGUUUUUCGAGAAAUGUAGAUUGGAUAGUUGCUUGCUCGAUACCUUCUUCAAAAUAUGAUGCAGAUGAUAGCCCUUCACUGGUGAAAGUGUUGGAAAAGAAGGCUAAAGUUAAUGAACUAGUCAAGGAAUAUAUAAGAGCUGAACAAGAAUCAGGAAGAAAAAUUAUUCAUGUUGAUUUCAUGAAUGAAUUGAACUAUAGCACAUGUUCAGAGGAGGAUAAAAACCUGUGGGAUGAUUCUCUGCAUUACACUCCCGCUGGUUCGGAUAGAAUUGCUGACAUUCUCUUUCAACAUUUGGAAAAAACUGGAUGGGUUACAAAUUAA